GAGUCUGUACGAUGAAUUCUACCGCAAUGAUACUAUCAAUUGUGUUCAUGACUUUCUUUUGCGUCAACCAGGGAGGCGCGGAAAGCAAACGAUCAGACGACUCCAGCAACUGCCAACUGUCGAUGAGUAAAUCUGGGCCAUAUACGUGCAAAGAAGUGCGCAGCUGCAACACUGACAAACGAUCUUAUGGGACAUCAGAUAUCACUGAAUAUUAUUGCCCAAAACCAACCUGUGCAAAAAAGGUUGAAGGAAAGUGCGGUUGGGAGGUUUGUGCUUGUGAAGAUUACCGAGGAAUAUCUCAAGUUGGCAAAUCUUUCUUCUAUUGGGAAGAGAAUAAACCAGGCAUCAAUUACAAAUGUUCUUGUCUUGGAGACCCUAAGAUCCUGUCCAUUUGCGGUGCAAGUUGUGAAAUAGUUAUGGGCCCUGAAAGAGUGACAGUACAACCUCCGCGCAGGCCUCCUCCGAGGUUCCCACCAUUUCCACAAGGAUGGUAGGAGCGGAAAAACACUGCCACAUUGAUAGUUUUCAUCAUGGUCGUUACAUUAGGACUUGAUGGUUAAAAGAAAUCGAGAGACGAGAUUAAUAGUUUACGAUAUUUUAAGGCGAUUAAUGACAUAUUAAACUUGAAUGGGAACAAUA
Messenger RNA from Exaiptasia diaphana, 639 nucleotides. RefSeq lists its product as uncharacterized. The transcript has 6 exons. The coding region runs from base 12 to 494 and encodes 160 amino acids. NCBI's taxonomy places the organism in Eukaryota, Metazoa, Cnidaria, Anthozoa, Actiniaria, Aiptasiidae. The record is from RefSeq and is a predicted model, not a curated record.